CCUAGGAGGUUUCAUCCGACCGCCGACAGCUUGUGUAGGAGAAGAGGCAUCAUCAUGCAUUGGAACGAGGCCCUCCGGACCGCCGGGCUCUGGGUCAUUCUGAGUUUAGUUGUUGGUCAGCUGACUGAGCAGGAGAAAUCAACUAUCAUUGACUUCCACAAUCAGAUUCGCUCUACAGUUCAGCCCAGCGCCGCCUUCAUGCAGAAAGUGGUGUGGGACGAGACACUGCGGCUGGUGGCAGAAGCAUAUGCUUCAAAAUGCAUCUGGAAACACAACCCUCAACUUGAUGAGCUCGAAAUGGGAGAAAAUCUCUUUGUAGGCACUGGACCAUUUAAUACUAACAAAGCAUUGCUGAACUGGUUUGGAGAGCAUGUGGAUUAUGUCUUUGAAAACAAUAGCUGUCCUGAACACAAAAUGUGUGGCCACUACACUCAGAUGGUCUGGGCAGGCAGCAAUAGAAUCGGCUGUGCUUCUCAUUUCUGUGACACUCUUGAGGGGCUGGCUUUUAAAAAGGCCACUCUUCUUGUCUGUGAUUAUUACCCUGCAGGAAAUUAUGAGGGAAAAAAGCCAUACGAGUCUGGAGCGCCAUGCUCAAAGUGUCCGGAAAAUCUAUCAUUGUGUGAGGACAACAUAUGUGUGGCUGAGAAUCUCUUUAAUUCAUCUGACAAGCCCGAGUCAGAGGACACCGAAGCUCCGACUGUCUUACCUACGCAUCCACGAACGACGACAGAGCCUUUCACCGUUCCUGAAGAGCCAACUCAAGUGCACGUUAACAUUGAGAGAGUGAUAGAAAGUGAAAUGAACCAUGGAUCCAAGAUGGAAAGCAUCUCUGCUUCUCUGCUGAUGCUCGUCUGGCUUCUUGUUUAGUGAGGGUUUGAAGUGGAUGUAUGGAAGCCCGUUUCCGCCACCGUACAAAAAAAAGGUAAAUGCGACUUUUUAUCUCACAGUUCUGACUUUUUCACAGAAUGUGUGAUAUAAAUUCGCAUUUGCAAGUUAUAAAGUCAGAAUGGCGAGAAAAAGUCCAAUUUUGAAGGUGGAAAAGACUGAUAUGUUCUCAGAAUUGCAAGUUAAUAUCACGAAAUUUCGACUUUAUUUCUUAGAAUUGUUUAUUUCUCACAACCAAGAUCUUUUAACUCGCAAUUGCAAGU
Molecule: messenger RNA, 1148 nt
Organism: Carassius carassius (crucian carp)
Lineage: Eukaryota; Metazoa; Chordata; Actinopteri; Cypriniformes; Cyprinidae
Product: peptidase inhibitor 16
Exons: 7
Coding region: 55-867 (270 amino acids)
Cellular component (GO): extracellular region
Source: RefSeq, a predicted model, not a curated record